GUCCUGGGAGGCAGCCAUGUGGUUAACAUUGUGCACAGUAUAUUUUUUCUCCUCUUCUCUCCUUUUCCUUUCAGACAUGCAAAAUUGUUCCAUGCAGCCAUAAAUGUGUCUCCCUGCUGCACUGCCUCUGUCUCUUCUCUUCCAGAAACUCAAGGGCCUGAACUAGCAGGCAGAGAGAUCCAAAAUCUGCUAUCAAAUCUGGAUGGAAACUGGAAAGGGGAUGAAUAGCAGAAAGCAAGAAAGAGCAAAGUUGGUUAUUUUUCUGGCACAUGGAUGCAAUUACACUCAGUGCAUUCCAGAGGCGUUCCUUUGAAUUCUGUGCAGGUCUGACUGCCAUUCCUGGAAGUAAGGAAGAAAAAGGGAAGAAAAGUCUCUCUCUCUCCUGGAGACGGAAUGUCUGCACUUUCCACCCUCUUUCUAGCUUCCUGCUUGGUUUGGAUGUCUGGGGCUCAGACAGCGUUUAAGAGGGUGGCUGAGGAAAACGUCACUCUGCCCUGUCACCACCGUCUGGGCCUCCUGGAGCCAAGAAGCCUGGACAUUGAGUGGCUGCUGCAUGAUUCCAAAGCAAACCAAAAAGUGGUUAUCACCUACUCUGGAGGCAAUGUGUAUAAUGAGGUGAAUGAGGGGCAAAAGGGUCGAGUUUCCUUCACCUCCAAUUUUCUAGCUGGAGAUGCCUCCUUGCAGAUUGUAUCUCUGCAGCCAAGCGACGCAGGGCAGUACACGUGUAAAGUUAAAAAUGCCGGGCAGUACGAGUGGCAUCAUAUCACCCUGACAGUUCUAGAGAAACCUUCCAAGCCCAAAUGCUGGGUGGAAGGCGAGCUUUCUGAAGGAAAGGAACUCUCCUUACAGUGCAAUUCUGCCUCCGGCACAGCACCCAUCUUGUACCAGUGGCAGCGCAUAAGUGAUGAGGAAGGAAAAAUGGAACACUUGCCCCCUACGGCACGAGUCAACUUUUCUAAUCCUGGACAAGUUCUAAUGAAGAAUCUCACACAGAUGGCUACAGGGUUAUACCAAUGCACUGCCUACAAUGAGGCUGGACAAGAAAAUUGCUUUGUGCAGGUGACAGUCCAAUACGCACGAAGUAUUGGCAUGGUCGCCGGAGCAGUGUGUGGGGUCCUGGUGGGGCUGUCCUUGGUCUUCCUGAUUGUGUGGCUGACCAUAAGGAGGAAAGAAAAGAAGAGGUAUGAAGAAGAAGAGGCCCCAAAUGAAAUCAGAGAAGAUGCAGAGGCUCCCAAAGCCCGUCUAGUGAAACCCAGCUCCUCUUCCUCUGGCUCCAGGAGCUCACGUUCAGGCUCAUCCUCAACCAGAUCGACAGCCAACAGUGCCUCUCGCAGCCAACGGACUUUGUCCACGGAAGCCACCCCUCAUAUAACUCCUUCCCGGUACAGCCGGGUGGAGACAGAGGGGAGGGAAAUUGAUCCAAAGAAAGUUAACCAUGCCACCCUAGUGAAAAUGGGAGCCACCCCAGUCAUGUUGCCUGCUCAGAGCCGGGCCUUCCAGACCGUUUGACUGCUCACCUCUGGUCUGAAAAAUCCAGCCAUCCAGAACUACAGUACAAACCACCAGCCAUAUAAGCAUCUUUAGAUUAGCUUAUCAUCUUGGUUCUUUUUAAAACCACUUCUGAUUAUUUACUCCACAAGAAGCCCUGUCAACCUCCUCUCUUUCUGCAUAUUUCUACACUGAGGUUCAGACACUGAUUUUUUUUUUUAAGAGACCUGAAGUCGGAGGGAAAAAAGGGGCUUUAUUUUGUUGUUAAUGCUUAAAAAAGGGAAUGUUGGAUACUCUAAAAAUACAGCUGAAAAUUAGAACAGCUGAGCACUGUGAAAAUUAAAUGCAAUGUUCUGGGGUCUGGUAACAAAUCUCAGGAUUUUUUUUUAAAAAGGGAUCACCUGAGGCACAAGACAUAAAAUACUUCAGGGGAGUUUGAAAACAUCUUUAAUACAGGUUUUUGAGACAUUCUCUUGUCCUCUGAGGUAGUAUCUUAGUUGGAGAGUCCUCUGAUCACCUUCAAAGGAACUGACCACUGCAAAUACCUUUUAGCAAAAUAACUAUAGGAGACAAAAACUCAAAUCACAUGGCAAGUGAUAACUGAAAUCAGUAGUGAGAAGUAGCAAGAAUAUAGUAGAUAGAAGUAACCUUUGUGCUGAAGAAAGGACUUUGUUAUGGGGAUGCAAGUACUGUAAUUGUAAGAGGAAACUGAAGACUAAUCAGGAGCCUGAAUCAGAUCUUGUUAACACCAGUGUAAAUCAGCUAAAGGUACUAAAAAAAGGUACAAUCAGCCUAAGUGAGAUCAGAUUUAGACCUUGAAUCCCAGAUAAAGGAGGUCCCUUGUGUGGUGAGGGCUAGUGAAUGAACAGCAUAGGAAGUCUUGAAGGAUGAACUUGGGGUGUGCACUUCUUGGUACCAGUGAUGAUAAUGCACAAGUCUGGGAUGAGCACUGUAGCAGAAGCCUUGUGAAUAGUCCCACAGCUAAAUGAACAAUGUGGUGGAAUUGUUUCGCACACCUCUAAGAAAGAGUUGAGGUGCGUUGGUGGAGCAUGUUGGGAAGUCAGCAAACAGGGAACAUGCAACAAAUUUAAAACUAAUUUGAAAUUAAAUACUUGUUAUACAAUAAAGUAUAUUUAAUUCACCUAUGAAACUCAAUGCCACUUGGCAUUAUUGAGGUAAAAAAAUAGCAUGACUCCAAGUAUUAGACAUUUUCAAGAAACACACAAUAGAGCAGAUUAGAAUAAGCCUUUAUGAGAUAUUUGUUCUCCAAAUUGUAAACCAGUAAAUGAUGAUAGUUAGGGAUACAUGUCCUUGGCUGGCAAAUUAUAUCAUAAUUGUUUAGCAUAGUAUUUAUUGCAUCUUCUGCUGAAGCACUUGGUACUGGCCAUGGUCAAGCACAGGACACUGGACUAAAUCGACCAUUGUUUCUGAUCCAGCAAGUCCUAUAAUGUAGUAUUCCUAAAUUCAGGAAUUAAUAAUUAUGGUAACUGAGUUUUAUUCUCACCAGUGGAAGAGGUUUUCUCCAUCCCAUGGAAGAAGUCUAAUCCAAUUGGAGAUGUACUAUGCAGAGAAGUGAGCAAGUUUGAAUCUGUAAUUGUUUCACUUGAGGGAUUAAAGUUAACCUCUUUUUCUGAUAGAGGUCCACCAUUUUCAACUGUACGAUGGCGAUUUUAGAAAAUAAUGACUUGUGAUAUCUUGCAGAGGCACCAAAACUUGAUCAAACACAAACCUCUGAAUGUUUCUUCUAUCAGAAGAUUGUGUUCCAUAGCCAUUUGGGGGAAAUCCAUGAAGAAUAAUAGAUGGCCUCUAUUCUUUGAGAACUUCACUUUCUAGUAACAGUAAUCCCCUUAAUCUUUAAAUGUGAAAAUAUUCACUUCCUUCCCUUUAGCAAACUACAAUGUUAUUACUCAGAGGUGCAACAUAUCAGCAUUGCUGUGCAGGGGGAACAGUCUGGUGUCACAUCCAAUCUUGAAAGCCCAUUGGAAAAGCCCCAAAGUAUACCAUCUUUUGGUUAGAGCCUCUGCUUUCGUGCUACAGUAUGCUGUGUUGUCCAUUACAUUGCUUUACUUUGAUCUUUUCGUUACUAGCCAAAAUACAAAAAAGUUUCUCACUGAUUGACCCCUUUAUAAGCAGGUGGCUGAAAUUAGUAGUUUGUCUACAAGUGGGGUUGCACCCAUUUAACUAAGCAUGUGCUUUAAAAAUCAAUAUAGUUAAACCUGUGCAAACAACUUAAAUCAACAUUAUAACUAGUUUGUACUGAUGUAGCUUGCAUUGAUUAGAAGCAAGUUGAAACUAAACUGAAAUAAGCCAAUGUUAAGCCAAAAUGAGUGUCUAUCCAGGAGUUUGCACCAGUUUAAUGUUUUUUCUACACUUAAUUUAGUGUAGUCAGAAGAUUUAGAUUGUCUCAACUAUGCUGUUCAGGAGUGUGGAUUUUUCAUAUCCCUGAGCACCACAGGUAGGUGGAUUUACUUGUCUCAUGUAGACCAGGCCUAAGUUGAUUAAAAAAAGAAAUAUUUAAGUUAAACCAGUGUAAGUUGUGUGUGUGUAGUGGGGUAAGUGGGACUUUAUAGUGCAUAGCUUUUUUGUUGGUGUUGGCCCUUACACAGAGGUGAAUCUCACCAGUUGUUUGGUGAUAGCCACAAUUUUACAGUGUACCCCUACUAAGUUUGCAGACAUUGCUGGGAACAUGUAUUUCAUAUAAGUAUUGUACUAAGUUCCUCAUUACAGAAAUCUUCAACUCAGCAAUCAGAGGCUUAUUACUAGAGAAUGGAGGUUAAGGAUUUGAAAAGCUGAGUUGUCUGAUGCCUCGAUACAAGAUACUGUAUAUUCUUCUUGAGCCUUCACUGAAUAGUCUAGAUUCCCAGCCCAAACUGCCAUUCUUUAACUGAAACUAGCAAAGUACAACAUGCCAUGAUACUGCUGUUCAGACCAUACUAAUUAUCUUACAGGUUACAAUGAAGUCAACACUGAACUUCACUGCUGAGUAUGAAACUUUAUUUUAAAAAAAAACAUAAAAGGGAAUGUGAGGAAGAUAUUAAUCACAAGCAUUUCAUUUUUCAAAGGGAUAUUUUCUGCCUUCAUCAUGGUACAAUCAGGAGUUUUUUGAAGGGAAACAGUUCAGUUAAACCAAACUUUUUGUAAAAUAUAUUGUAUUUAAAGCAUUUACUGUUAUGAUGUAUACCAGUUAUCGCUAUAAUGUGAUUGCAUACAUUCUUAUGUAGUUUUCUUUUGGUUCUCAGCAGCUAAAUUGGGUUUACUUUUCUAAUACUUGCUAUAAUUGGUGUACUUGUCCUGUGUUUGAGUGACACAGAGGAAAAAAUAUUUAUUAUAGAUUCCUUUGAAUCAACAAUUUAAUAAAACUGUUUAGGGGUUUCGGUUUUUGUUUUUAAUAAAGAUGCUGCACUUAAGGUCUGCAGUUCAUUUAAACUAGUAAGAAUGCUUUCUGAGCUCUAUUAUACUCUACACAGUCAAACAAGACACCAAGCAAAAGCCCUGUGUUGAUAAUAGUGUCUUGAUAAUUCUGUACUUACAAUAUUUGGUGAAUUAGAAAUCCUGAGGAAAUCACAUUUCCAGCCCC
Pelodiscus sinensis (Chinese soft-shelled turtle) is the source of this 5065-nucleotide messenger RNA. It is a transcript of the gene CLMP, whose product is annotated as CXADR like cell adhesion molecule. NCBI's taxonomy places the organism in Eukaryota, Metazoa, Chordata, Testudines, Trionychidae. The record is from RefSeq and is a predicted model, not a curated record. Gene Ontology annotation, cellular component: cell surface; membrane; cytoplasmic microtubule.